Messenger RNA from Ahaetulla prasina, 3122 nucleotides. RefSeq names its product coiled-coil domain containing 57 (gene CCDC57). The record is from RefSeq and is a predicted model, not a curated record. The coding region runs from base 285 to 2978 and encodes 897 amino acids. The transcript has 18 exons. NCBI's taxonomy places the organism in Eukaryota, Metazoa, Chordata, Lepidosauria, Squamata, Colubridae.
CCCUCUUUGAAGAGAAUAAUCUGUUGGGCAGUGGUGAUUCGGCAAGAGAACUCUUUAAAGGAAUUCGUCGUCUCUCAGCUCUGAGGACCCUUCAGUUGGAGCCGUUGACUUCGUUCACCGGCCUUCCUUUAAUCAAAGAAUCUUCCCUGGUAUUGAGGUCAGGCUGAUAGGUCUGUAGUUUCCUUCAUAAGUGAAUUUCUUUCCUUCAUGAAUUUUCUGAAUUUCCAAUGAAUUUCCUUCAUUUCUUCGUGUAACUGAAAACAUUACAUUUAAAAGGAACAACAAUGUUAUAUGCAGAGAAAGAUUUAAAUGAACUUCUUAUCUGUAAAGAACAAGAACUGAAAGAAUUACAAGCUCGGCAGAUCCAUUUUCAGGAAACUACACUGCAAGAAACCAGAAAACAACUUCAAGAAAUGCACAGGAAAUAUAACAGUUUAAAAGAAGAUUUCACUUAUAACCUUAAAAUCCUAGAGGAGAGAGAUAGAGAGUUGGAGCACUAUGAUACCUUGUUCAUCCAGUUGAAAAUGGUUGAAAAUGCAAACCAAGCAGAGGUUAGUGAUCUUAGAAUACAGGUGGAUAAACUACAGCAAGCACUUGCUCAGGAAACAAAAAAACAAGAAGCUCUCAAAGAUCAAUAUCAGCAGAAAUUGAAAGAACACCAAAUAGCCUUGGAACAGCUUCACAGUUCCAAAGAUUCUGACAUCAGCCAUUAUCAUGAGGAAUAUGAAAAUAUGAAAGAACAAUUGGAGAGAAAGCUCCAGGAAGUCGAAGGUGAACUUGCUUUGCAAAGACAGGAGCUUCUUGUAGAAAUUGACACAGAAAUAAAAAAGAGAGAGCAUGAAUUUCGACAGAAAGCAGAUGAAAUGAGCAAUUUAGUUCUGUCCCAUGAGCUUAAGGUGAAAUUGUUGACCAAAGAAUUAGAGGCUUUGAAAGAAGCUGGAAUGAAAGCAGCAGACUCACUGAAAGUGGCAGAAGCAGCUAAUUUGGAGCUUGAAAAACAAGUUAGAUGCAAAGAUUGGGAAAUAAAAGAUAUUACAGCCGUAAAAGAUGCUCAAAUACAGGAUUUAGAAAGUAAACUUGCUUCAGUGCAGCUCGGCUGGGAAAAAGAAAAAGAAACAUUUGAGAGAAAGCAUGCUACAAUAGAUCACUUUGCCAGAGAAAAGGAGGCAGUGAUUGCUUCAAUGAAACAAGCCCAUGUUGAACAAACACACAGAUGGAAAAAUCAAAUCCAAAAACUACAGACAAAUAAGGAAACUUUGGAAAUGAAAUUAGAUCAGGCUGAGUAUAGGUUUAUAGGCCAGUUGAGAGAGAAAGAGACUAUCAUUGAAAAACUUGAACAUGAACUAGAAGAACUGAAAACAAACUGGGAUUUUCAAAUAGCUCGGAUAUCCAAGGAGACCGUUUCAAAGAAUUUAAAGAUUCAAGCACAGCAAGAAGAAGUAGUAAAGCUGAAAGCAGAGAUGGUUGCCUUAAAUCAAGAUAUUGAAAGAUAUAAGCAACAGUUCUUACUUGCAAUAGAGAAAGAAGAGAGUUUGGAAAGAGCUAAAGUGCAAGCAGAGCUGGAAUGGCAGCAGCGAUGUGAGAAUGCUGAAAGGAAUCAAUAUCACAAAUCAGAGGCUCUGAUACAGAACCUGUCAACAGCUAGGGACCAGGCUACUGCUGCACUAAAAGAAAAGGAAGAAAAAUUGCAUGGAUUAGAAGUACUGUUGUCUACUAUAACCCUUGAAAGAGACCAGGCUUGUCAGCAACUUCACUUGCUUAAAGAGAAACAGGGUUCUAUAGGAGUUUCUGAACAUUUUCCUCCUGCUGAUAUCCAGACAUUACAGCAGCAGAACAAUAUCUUGAGGUCUGUUAUUGCAGAAAUGAGAAAAGAAAUGGAGACCCUUAAUAAUCAGGCAGCUUCCUUUGACGACAUCAAAAUGAAAAUACAAAACACAGACCAUAAGCAGUCCCUGGAAGAGGAGAUCAGAAGAUUGGGGGGGGAAAGCGAGGCAAUAGACAAACAGAAAGAAAAUGCAACAGAAGCUCCAAGAAAAGUACUUGUGCCUUCUCUUAAUGUAACUAGAUGUAAUAAAGCUACUCAGACUUUCCAUCCAGACUACUUUGUCAGUGGGAAUGAUGGUACAUUGCACCAUAGUAAAGUUGCUGCUAUAAAGUUUCUGGGGAAAAAUGAAACUGAACAUUCAAGAAUAGGGAAUCUACUGGUAAAAUGGCUCCAGGAGGAUUCUGUUCAUCCCAAGCAACAGUUACUUAGUAUGGGUGCAGGUGACGGACCUCAUCAACAUUUUAGAAACAAUGGAAAAGUGAUUCAAGCCAGACUGAAAGGAGCUGCAAAAAAGAUCUGUUUUCUGAGCAGAGAGAAACAGCAGCUACUGGAGAUGGUAAAUAGACUAAGAACAGAACUUGGAGAAGCUUCAAAGGAAGGAUUUCAGGAUUGCAACGAUUCAAAAAACCCUCAAAAUGACACAUUCCCUGGUGCCCCUUAUCCCAAAGAACUUGUACAAGAAGCAAAGCAGCAUUUUCUAGCUUUAGAACAUUUGCAAUGCCAUCUUACAAAACAGAUUGGCUCAGACUCAUGUACAAGAAACUGCAGUGCAGAUCCCUCAAUAUCUAAAGCCCCUGUGCUACAGCAGCCCCAACAACUCAGGAGAGAAAGUCCAAGCCUAUCCCAGCAAAGUUUGUUAUCAUCUAGUGCGCCUAGUUCCUUGGAGGAAAUUUGGCAAAUGUUAGAGAUGGGAUCAAGUCCUUCAGUUCUCAGCCCCAAAAACAUUGAUCAAGAAAAAUGCCAGAUUAUCAAUGAACCCAAAAGAAUUGAAGAAUCUCCAAGAAAAGCACAAGUAGAUCCACUGACUGUCAAGGGGACAAAGUUUGAUGUUCAAUCAAGGCUAAAACCAAAAAAAUCACCUUAUAUUCAAUCCAACAAACCCCAAAAAUUUCAACGAAUAACUAAAAUCCGCAAUUACAAUAUAAAGGACUGAGAUUUCACUAAACUAUUAAAUUUUCUUUGUAAAGUAUGCUGAGAUUCUUUGUUUUUAUUAAGAUAUAAAAUAGUUUAAAUAUUAGUCUGUCAGCUGCAUUGAUAUCACUAAUCUCAUAUUAUUCAAUAUCAAACAUGCUCUUUU